This is a messenger RNA of Poeciliopsis prolifica (blackstripe livebearer), 2908 nucleotides long. RefSeq names its product cyclic nucleotide-gated cation channel beta-3-like. Gene Ontology annotation, molecular function: cGMP binding; intracellularly cGMP-activated cation channel activity; protein-containing complex binding. Gene Ontology annotation, cellular component: intracellular cyclic nucleotide activated cation channel complex; plasma membrane; photoreceptor outer segment. The transcript is spliced from 17 exons. Lineage: Eukaryota; Metazoa; Chordata; Actinopteri; Cyprinodontiformes; Poeciliidae. Gene Ontology annotation, biological process: monoatomic cation transmembrane transport. Bases 199 to 2523 code for a protein of 774 amino acids. The record is from RefSeq and is a predicted model, not a curated record.
GGGGCAAUAGCGCGGACUAUUCUCUGUGCGAGAGCAUUAGUGGGGCUAAAAGCAGUAAUGCCAUCAAGGGCCAGCUCAGUUCAUGAGGAUACGUCGCUCUGCAGAGGACGGCGAGCAGAGGGGACCGGUUAGCUCCACAGGCAUCAGCAAAGGGGAGCGCAGUCCAACGGAUGCACCGAUCUCCGCAUCUUCGAAAAUAUGUUUGCCAAGUUUAAGGGCCUCUUCUCAGGCCCGCAAGUUCCAGCUGAUCCUGGGACCACGAAAGCAUCAACUCCACCAGCUCCUACACCAGCCAAGGAGGAGAAGCCAAACGAGAAGGAAAAUGAAGCAAAGAAAGAGGACCAACCGCAGGCCCCUGCACCUGCACCUGCACCUGCAUCUGAACCAGCCCCAGCACCGGCUCCAGGACCUGCCCCAGAACCAACUGCUGCACCGGCAUCGGCCCCAGCUCCAGUCCCGGCUCCGGCCCCAGCACCAGCUCCAGCCCCGGCAUCGGCCCCGACUCCGGCCCCAGCACCGGCUCCAGCCCCGGCAUCGGCCCCGGCUCCGGCUCCAGCUCCGGCAGCCACACCUGCAAACCCUGAGCAGGCGAAACCUGAAGGACAAGAUGAGGCCCCUCCUCCGCCAAUUGUCAUCAACAAAUAUUCGGAUGAGCAGCUCAGAAAGGUAGCCCAACGGAUGAAGGAGAGACUGAACUUAUACAAGGAGAAAGUGGUUGAUCAGUAUGCGUCGUCCCCCGAGAUAACCCCUCCUGUCACGCCUCUGCUGCUUAAAGAUGAAUACGCCAGAGUGAUGGAGGAAAGGGCGAGGCAGGCAGAGGAGGACAGGAUAAAGAAGGAGGAGGCGGAUAAGAAGAAGAAAGAAGAGCAGGAGAAGAAGAAGAAGGAAGCUGAGCAGAAGAAGAAAGAGGAGGAGGAGAAAAGGAAAGAAGAGGAGAAGAAGGUGAAGGUGCCCCUAAAGACAAGGUUGAUUGCAGCUUACUGGGCGUCGGUGGACUUCGUGAUGAACCCCCUGGUGAACCAGAUGGACUCCAUCCUGGGUCCCACCAUCGACCCCUUCACGGACCGUCGCUACAUCGCGUGGCUCAGCCUGGUCACUGUGGCCAUCAACUACAACAUAUGGUUCAUCACCGCCAGAAUGUGCUUCCCGUACCACAACGAGAUCGCCAACCCCAUUUGGUUCACCAUGGACGUCCUGGCGGACGUCAUUUACCUCCUGGAUUCCAUGUUGUUUCAGCCUCGCAAACAGUUUGUCAAAGGAGGAGACAUCAUAAAAGACCGAGUCUUGACAACCAAGCACUACAGGGAAUCUGAGAGAUUACUGGCCGACGUGGUUUCUCUCCUGCCAUUCGACUUGUUGUACAUGCAGUUCGGAUUCAAAUCUGGUUUCAGAAUCAACCGCUUACUGAAGAUAGAUACAUUUUUUGAGUUCAGCGACCGUCUGGAGAGCAUCUUGGCGAAGGCGUACAUCUGGAGAGUGAUUCGCACCAUUGGGUAUCUCCUCUUUAUGCUCCACCUGAACGCUUGCUUCUACUAUGUGGCCUCGGAGUACCAGGGCAUCGGUGGAACAAAAUGGGUCUAUUCUGGUCUGGGCAGCGCGUACCUGCGCUGCUACUACUUUGCCGUCCGCAGUCUGAUCAACAUCGGGGGUCUAAACGAGCCUCACACAGUCUUUGAAAUUACCUUUCAGAUGACUAACUUUUUCAUAGGCGUCUUUGUGUUCUCCAGUUUGAUUGGACAGAUGAGAGACGUGAUCGGCGCGGCCACAGCAGGACAGACCUACUUUCGAAGCUCCAUGGACAACACAGUGGCUUACAUGGUGACCAACAACAUUCCCCCUGUGGUGCAGAACAGGGUGCGCACCUGGUACACCUACACUUGGGACGCUCAGGGCAUGCUGGAUGAGUCUGAACUGCUGGAUAAGAUGCCUCUCGUAAUGAGAACCGCCAUUGCUGUGGACAUCAACCUGGCGACGUUUCAGAAGAUUGAUCUUUUCAAGGGCUGCGACCAGCAGAUGUUGGUGGACAUGCUGCUGAGGCUGAAGUCCAUCAUCUACCUGCCAGGAGACUUUGUGGUGAAAAAAGGUGACAUCGGGAAGGAGAUGUACAUCAUCAAAAGCGGAGCGGUGCAGGUGGUGGGAGGGCCCGACAACAGCAUCGUGUUUGUAACGCUGAAGGCCGGCUGCGUGUUUGGAGAAAUCAGUUUGUUGCAGUCUUCUAAGGACGGAGGGAACAGGCGAACGGCCAACGUCAAAGCUUAUGGCUUCGCCAACCUUUUUGUUCUGGAGAAGAAGGACCUGUUUGACAUUCUCAUCCACUACCCAGAGUCUCAGAAGGUGUUGGCCAGGAAAGGGAAGAAACUAAUGAAGGCGAAGGGCCCUGCGGCAGCAAAAGUGGAGGAGGAGAAGAAGAAAGGACUGGCGCUGUUCGGCCCCAAGCCGCCGACGCCCAAACUGCUGCGAGCUUUCGGAGGAAACUUUAAUAAAAAGAUGUUUAGCCAAUUAAGGAACGCUGAGCAAAAUUGAGGACUCAGCUGAACUGUGUAUUUUUGUUGAUUACUCCAUUUUGGGAGCAAAGGUACAGCUUAAUUUCAUGCUCUUUUGAUUGUUUUAUAUCAAGUGUUUUAUGUCAAUGUGAUAUAAAUCAUGCGCUGCGCACGCAUGUGUGAAUUUGUUAAUAAAGUCACUGGCAUCGGAAGUGUUGGAAACAGCUGUGGUUCUUGAUUAAAUGUUACGUUGUGAAUCUUGAAACCCGCUGCCACCUUCUAAUGGUUUUGCUGCCAUUGUUGUUUCUUGCAUUGUUUUUAGUGUUGCAAUGCAAGCUGAUAAGAAACAGAAACUUAGCUUUUGCUCAAUUUGUAAAGCACUCUUGCCACCCCUAGAUGAAGUGGUGCCCUGGGUGGUGAGCCAU